UAUGGGUAAAUGCCACGUCAGGCACACUGAUAGUGCUCAAAGUUUGGCGUAUGUUUACAAAAUAAUAGCUGCAUUUGUAAAGACCGUUGUCAUCGCAUAAACCAUGAACAGCAGGCAUUGUCGGGAGUUGCUGGUGCUGACGUUGUUGAUCGCUUUCGCUGUCUGCACGGAAUUGACUUUUGAAUUACCUGAUAACGAGAAGCAGUGUUUUUACGAAGAUCUCGAGAGCGGAGUGAAAUUUGACAUAGAUUUUCAAGUGAUUGCUGGGGGAAACUAUGAUGUGGAUUGUUUUGUGACCGAUCCCAUGAACAAUGUCCUAUACCAGGAAAGAAAGAAACAGUAUGAUAGUUUCUCACACACCACCACCUCAAAAGGUGUCUACAAAGUGUGCUUCAGCAAUGAGUUCUCCACCUUCUCUCAUAAAAUUGUUUACCUGGACUUCCGGGCGGGAGAGGAACGUCCUUUAUUACCUGAUAUGAACAGGGCAACAGCUCUCACUCAGAUGGAAUCUGCAAGUAUGUCUAUCCAUGAGAUCCUGAAAGUGGUUACAGACUCCCAAACAUGGUACCGUCUCCGUGAGGCUCAAGACCGGAUUAGAGCUGAGGAUCUUCAUGAACGCGUCUUCUAUUGGUCCAUUGGGGAGACAUUUUUUUUGUUUGCGGUCAGCAUCGGUCAGGUGCUGAUGCUCAGAAGCUUUUUCGCAGAGAAAAGGGUCAAUGUGAACACCAGCACAUAACUAUAAUAUCACCACAGAUAAACAUUCAACCACCUGAUGUUAAUUCACAUUUGCGUAAACAUUUAGCCAAAUAUUGCAAGAUAAAAGAUUUAAUUGAAGAUGGCAAGAUUAAAGAUUUUUUUCCUAAAUCCGCAGCCUGUGUAUUCUCUUGUAUCGCGGUAUUAUGGAUGAUCUGGAUUGUGAUCUAUGCAGUGGCUAAAAUAAGUAAUAUUUUAUUAUAUUAUAUAAUAAAAUAAAUAAAAUAUUAGAGAUGCACCGAUACGAUAACCGAUAUUACUGUUGGAGAAAAAAAUGUCAAAAAUGAAUAGGGGACAAUAUUUAAUAGGCAUAAUUUAAUUGCAGUAAUUGUAUACCACCAAUGACGGACAUAACUCAUAAUAGUCCUCAGUGGUACAGCAGUCAACAACAGGGCCUACUGUAUGUGUGGCUCCUUUAAGUGAACGUGACGUCAUUGAGGUGCGAGUAAAGGGACACUCCAUGAAUUGUAUGAGUAAACACUCAACGCAGAUAAAUUACAAGAAGUUGUGAAAAAGCUAGAGACCAAAUGCCCCCUUCUAAGAGACCAUAAUCACAAGCAGACUGACUGUCAAGUGCCCUCACACUUUCCCUAUUGGCUCAGUUUGAUUACUUUUCAGAUCCAGCUGUGCAUCAAGCACGUUUUAUUUUAUUAUUAUUAUUUUGAACUUUUCAAGGGAUGCACAACCUACAGUUACAUGAUUGUUUUUGCAAAAUGUUGUACUCCAGAUGUUGAUAUUAAAAGUAAUUUUUCCUCAGA
Molecule: messenger RNA, 1511 nt
Organism: Sardina pilchardus (European sardine)
Lineage: Eukaryota; Metazoa; Chordata; Actinopteri; Clupeiformes; Clupeidae
Gene: tmed3
Product: transmembrane p24 trafficking protein 3
Exons: 3
Coding region: 104-736 (210 amino acids)
Biological process (GO): intracellular protein transport; Golgi organization; endoplasmic reticulum to Golgi vesicle-mediated transport
Cellular component (GO): endoplasmic reticulum; COPII-coated ER to Golgi transport vesicle; COPI vesicle coat
Source: RefSeq, a predicted model, not a curated record